This is a messenger RNA of Temnothorax curvispinosus, 1311 nucleotides long. RefSeq names its product G-protein coupled receptor moody-like (gene moody). Gene Ontology annotation, molecular function: G protein-coupled receptor activity. Gene Ontology annotation, cellular component: membrane. The record is from RefSeq and is a predicted model, not a curated record. Gene Ontology annotation, biological process: G protein-coupled receptor signaling pathway. The coding region runs from base 706 to 1305 and encodes 199 amino acids. NCBI's taxonomy places the organism in Eukaryota, Metazoa, Arthropoda, Insecta, Hymenoptera, Formicidae. The transcript has 5 exons.
GCAGCAGUCCAUUCACGGUGACGCUGACGCAUACACGGUGCCCGAGCAACCGCGUUCGCGCCGGUGGUCCCCGAGUCGGUUCGGUCCCCGCAGAACCGAUAGCGCGCAAUCAAAUUUGCUAGUCGCCGCGAUCGUCCGCCUUAUUGCGAACUAAGCGGUAGGCAUUGUCCGCGAAAAGAGAAAAAAUUCCAAGACAAUUUGAAAUAAAAUUUAAAACGAAAUAUUUUUAAUAGGAAUAAGUGCAAAUAAUAAUUAACGGGAUAAGAAGCAGCUUUCUUUCGAGAAGAGAGAGACCUCAAGUGACUUCUGUGAAAAUCGGCAGAAAAUUUAACGAAGUGAAGUUUCCAUGAGGAAAUUAGAGAAAUAGGACGAAGAAGAAAAGCAAGACUCCGUUCGCGAGUUAAUUGUUUAAUAAUUAGACAAUUGAUAGAAGAACUGUUGUAUCUCCUGAAACAACGUUGUUAGACAAUUCUCAGUUCGACAUAUCGUAAAGUGGUCGUUCAUCGUUUUUCGUGAGGACACAGACGAGGACGCACUGAAGAUAAAGACUAUUGAUAAAGAAAAACUUCCUGUCAUACUCUUCAAAAUCUACAAAAGUCAAUAGAUUUGCCUUUGGCCCUUCGACUACCUGCCUCGACAAACUUAUGGCUAGUCUGAGAUAAGAGCAACUAACAAGCGGCCUUCGAGGUCGGGUCGCGAGGCCGAAUGGAAUCGCUGGACCGGAGCUUCGACACCUUCGGCACGGCCGGCAUAAUGGACGGCACGGACACGUGGUUGCCGCGCGUCAUGGACAACGUUACGCACAGCACCAUCGUCGACUCGGAACUGUCGAGAUUUCCGAAGCCCUUGAGAACCUUCGCGGCGGUAGUGGCAAUCAUCAUCAUGAUUAUUGGUCUUGCCGGUAAUCUACUGACGAUCGUUGCUUUGUGUAAAUAUCCCAAAGUUCGCAAUGUUGCAGCGGCCUUCAUCAUAAGCUUGUGCAUCGCGGACUUCGUGUUCUGCCUGCUGGUGUUACCGUUCGAUUCUAUCAGGUUCAUCAAUGCCGGUUGGGCGGACGUACGAUUCUUCUGCGUCUUCGUACCCUUUUUGCGGUACGGAAACGUCGGCGUCAGUCUCCUGUCUGUCGCAGCAAUUACUAUCAACAGAUACAUUAUGAUAGCGCAUCACGCGAUUUAUAGCAGAGUUUAUAAGAAGUACUGGAUAGCCACGAUGAUAAUCUUCUGUUGGGUAUUCUCUUACGGAAUGCAGAUACCUACACUGGUGGGAGUGUGGGGUAAGGAUUAUUACGUUAAGCUCCUAAUAUGACAUAAA